Molecule: messenger RNA, 1569 nt
Organism: Salvelinus namaycush (lake trout)
Lineage: Eukaryota; Metazoa; Chordata; Actinopteri; Salmoniformes; Salmonidae
Gene: msrab
Product: peptide methionine sulfoxide reductase MsrA 1
Exons: 6
Coding region: 14-781 (255 amino acids)
Biological process (GO): cellular response to oxidative stress
Cellular component (GO): cytoplasm
Molecular function (GO): peptide-methionine (S)-S-oxide reductase activity
Source: RefSeq, a predicted model, not a curated record
GCGACGCAGCGCCAUGGAGACUGUCAAAGUACAGAAGAAACUAUGUUUACUGUUAUUCGCUAAAGCACAACUGCUUCUCGCUUUGCGCCUUCUUUUUAUUGUGUCACUCGCUGUCGCAGACAUGGCAGACACAACAGCCAUGCCCACCAAAGACCGCGCUCUGAAAGGAAGGGAGGAGAAAAUGGUCGUGGCAGAGAAGCAUGCUGUCAAUGGCAACCCCACAGUGGAGCCGUUUCCAGAGGGCAUGGAGACCAUCAUGUUUGGUAUGGGCUGUUUCUGGGGACCUGAAAAGCGCUUCUGGCAGAAAUCGGGGGUGUUCUCUACCCAUGUGGGCUACGCAGGGGGACACACACCCAACCCCAACUACCAGGAAGUGUGCUCAGGUUUGACAGGACACACUGAGGUGGUGAGGGUGGUCUUCUCCCCCGAGGACAUCAGUCUGGAGGAGCUACUCAAGGUGUUCUGGGAGAGCCACGACCCCACUCAAGGUAUGAAGCAGCAGGCAGACUAUGGAACCCAGUACCGUUCAGCCAUUUACACCUCCACUCACGCUCAACAGGAGCUGGCUCUCAACACCAGACAAGCCUACCAAGAGGUGUUAUCUGAGAAGGGCUAUGGAUCCAUCACCACAGAGGUUCUAGAGGGCCAGGAGUUCUUCUACGCGGAAGACUACCUCCAGCAGUACCUGAAGAAGGUCCCCAAGGGCUACUGCUGUCUGAAGGGGACCGGGGUGAGCUGUCCCAUCGGAGCUGAAGCAGACGAUGACAAAGACGAGCUGUGAAAAGAGAGCGUGAGAGAGAGCGUGAGAGAGAGAUGAGAAGAAGGGGAAGAGAAAGUGGAUGGAUUAGAAGGUGGGUUUUUUGCAGAUCUGAGUUUGUCGCUAUCAAGGUGGAAAUCACGCUUUUGAAUUUUCCUGCUUCAUAUAGUCUCUUUAUGGCCAAGAUAGGAGACUUGUUUGGACAAUCUUGACUUUCUAUAAACAAUCAGCAAUAGGUAUGGGUUGAAAAAUGUUUCCACUCCCUAACGUGUUUCUGAACUCGCUUAGCAUUGUGUUAAUUUGGCUAAUUGGCUAAAUCAUUUCAAAAGUAUUUAGCAAUCUGUAUGAACGCUCUUGUAUACAAUGAUAAUUGUAUUUUCUCAUUUAAAUUGAAGUGUUGCAAUUCAAUAUAGCUCAUAUCAAGGUUAUUUUAUUAUUAUAUUGGUGCAUGAUGCCGUGAGACCUCUUUGUAUGCGAGGCUGAAGUACUGAUAGAAAUCCACAAGAUGGCAAUAGAUACCAACAAACUUAACCUCUCAACAAAACAUCUUCAGGAUUUCAUUCCAUCCACUCAAUGUGACACCCUCACCCUUUAGGGCUAUCUUCCAUUAAGAGAGAGAUUAGUAACCUUUCCAUAGAAGGGAUUUGCACGUUGUGGUAGAAUUUUUUGACAUGUAUGUUGGAAUCACAUCAGUUUUGUCUCCUUCCAUUGUCUCAUGCUCUGAAACAUACACUGACUAUACCAAACAUUAGGAACACUCUACAAGGUGUCGAAAGCAUUCCACAGGGAUGCUGGCCCAUGUUAACUCCAUU